Musa acuminata AAA Group (dessert banana) is the source of this 803-nucleotide messenger RNA. Its product is annotated as ubiquitin-NEDD8-like protein RUB2. Gene Ontology annotation, molecular function: ubiquitin binding; polyubiquitin modification-dependent protein binding; proteasome binding. Gene Ontology annotation, biological process: proteasome-mediated ubiquitin-dependent protein catabolic process. Lineage: Eukaryota; Viridiplantae; Streptophyta; Magnoliopsida; Zingiberales; Musaceae. Gene Ontology annotation, cellular component: nucleoplasm; cytosol. Bases 12 to 803 code for a protein of 263 amino acids. The record is from RefSeq and is a predicted model, not a curated record. The transcript has a single exon.
GCAGCUCAUCCAUGGAUGUCUUCUUCGAGACCUCCAAUGGGAAGCACUUCUCCAUCGAGAUCGGCUUCUUCGAUACCGUCCUCGAGAUCAAGGAGAAGAUCCAGAAGUACGAGGGCUUUCCCGUCUCCACCCAGAAGCUCGUGUUCAACGGGCAAGAGCUGGAGGAUGACCGCGACACUGAGCACUACGAUAUCCUUCAGAACUCUCGCAUCCAUCUCGCCCUCUCAGACCAGGACUCCGCCCCGCCUCCCGCGAAGCUCGACGCCCACCCCCGCGUCAACGUCGUCGUGAACGUGACCGUGUCCAAGCGACAGUUGACGCUGGACGCCGACGCUACCGACACCGUGGGGCAGCUCAAGGCGAGGAUUCACGACCUCGAAGGCAUUCCCACCAGCAGGUUCAUGCUGUUCCACGGCGGUGCCGAGCUGCAGGACCACCAGACGCUGGCCGACUGCGGGGUCGCCGACGACCCCGAGGUGAGCCUCGUGGUGAGGCCCUUCCCGCCGUCGCCGCCCUCGUCGUCGGCGCCGCUCCAGGGCUCCAAGAAGCUGCGGCUGAUGGUGCUGCCCAAGUGCGGCACCAAGAAGGUGCCGGUGGACGUGAACGCGUCGGACAACGUGAGCGAGCUGAGGAAGGAGCUGCAGAGGUUGUACGGCGUCUUCAACUUCCAUCUGCCGACCGACGGCUACUUCUUCAUCUACAAGCAGAAUGUGAUGGACGAGGACAAGUCCUUCAGGUGGCACGACGUGAAGCAGGGCGACACCAUCGAAAUCUUCAACGGGAGCGUCACGGGCGGAUCGUAA